CCGCCUCGCCCCCGUUCGGCAGCGCCGCCUCUCCGCGCCGCGCACGCCGGGACUGGCCCUGCCCUGCGCCGCCGCUCUCCGGGCCGCGGUCCCGCAGGCAAGAUGCAGGACCCAGAGAAAGACACCGAGUGGAAUGACAUCCUGCGCAAGAAAGGUAUCCUUCCUCCAAAGGAAAACAGAGAAGAGCAGGAGCGUGCAAAGGAAGAGGAGCAGCUUGAAAUCCUUCAGAAAUCCCUCGUGAAAACGUAUGAGGACAUGACUCUGGAGGAGCUAGAAGAAAACGAGGAUGAAUUUAAUGAAGAAGAUGAGAAAGCUAUUGAAAUGUACAGACAGCAAAGAUUAGCAGAAAUGAAAGCAGCUCAAAUGAAGAAUAAAUUUGGAGAAGUUCUGGAGAUUUCAGGAAAGGAUUAUGUUCAAGAGGUUACGAAAGCUGGGAAAGGUAUAUGGGUAGUCCUGCACCUCUACAAACAGGGAAUUCCACUCUGUGCCUUAAUAAACCAACAUUUAAGUGGACUUGCGAAGAAGUACAGAGAUGUGAAAUUCAUCAAAGCUAUCUCUACCACCUGCAUACCCAACUAUCCCGAUAAGAAUCUGCCUACGAUAUUUGUCUACCUUGAAGGAGACAUCAGAGCUCAGUUCAUUGGGCCUUUGGUGUUUGGUGGCAUGAACUUGACGAGGGAUGAACUGGAGUGGAAGAUCUCGGAGUCAGGUGCCAUCAAGACAGACCUUGAGGAGAACCCCAGGAAACAGAUCCAGGACCAGCUCAUGUCCUCCAUUAGGGCAUGUGUCCAAACCAGGGGAGAGAGUGACUCAGAGGAUGACUAACUCCUGCAUCAGCAUCAGGAUUGAUACAGUACACUUGCAGCCAGUGUUCCUGCCUAAAAGACUGGAGGUGCUCAUCAAGAUCUUCCUGAACCCCAAAAGUGGAACAUUUCAAGACAGCCAUUUAUCUAGAAAUUUAAAGUCGGUGCUUUUUUGAUUUUGGUGAUUGAUUUUGGGUAUUUUUCCUGAAAAAAAAUUACUGCAGCUUUGAGAUCAUGAGAUUGAGAGCAUUGAGAUCAUGAAAGACUUUUUAUAUUACAAAGCCUGAGUAAAUCUUACUCCAAGUUUUAAAAUAUAGGUAUUGGUAGAUACAAAAGUCUCUUGUUAUUAUUUUCUUAGUGAACUGCUGACACUUUUUUUUAACAUAAAAUAUGAAGUGACCUAAAGCGUAAUAGUUUAACUAUGUUAGUAUAAAAAUUCAUCUUAAACAUGGUGAGUUACAGCAUGGCACUUGGUCUUCUGUUAACCUGUCCUGUGUAGAUGCUGGAUGGAGAGAGUGGACUGUGGAGAGCUCAGGGAAGUGACAUGGGUGCUGCUGAAAGCCACGUUGUGGGCCCUUUGCAGUGGGGUGUUGGCAGAACGUCUAGCACAAGUGGGAGAGCUGGGGGCCCCAAUGUCUUCAGAGAUGCAUUAGUGAUGGUCAGUAUCUUCUUGGACCUGCUAAGUCCAGAACUCCCUUUCAUGUACGUGAGUUUGCUUAGCAGCAGUAUUUUGCCUUUUGCAGCACUGUCACCUAUUCAGGAAAGAAGAUUCAAGUUAGUGGCAUUCCAGUGUGAAAUUACUGACUUCCACUUACUGAGAAGUUCGAUGCUUUACUACAAUAAUGCCAUUGCCAUAUGGAAGGGAAAACAAUGUUUGAAGAGCUAAUCUUAUCUUCCUAUAUUAAAGCAAAAAUAAAAUACUCUUCUAGGUAGAGCAGUAGUAAUUGAAGUCUUAGUUCAACUCUAUCUCUUCCUGUCCUGAAUUAUAGCUAUUCUAACAUUGAGCUGUGUGCUUAUUUUGGAUUGGAACAGUAGACACUAAAAUCUUUCUCUUUGAGAUCUGCAUAGGGAUUUGAGUGUAACUUAAGUCUUUUUUUUUUUUAAACACACUGUGGAAGUGAGUAAAAUGCAGCAGGAUACAGGCUGAUAAAUAUUAGUUAUUACAUUUUGUAUGUAUUCACACAUUUCUUGACAGUGGGCUAUGCAAAGUGCUAUCAGACCUGAGCCUUUUUGGUGCUUCCCUGUAUCUCCUUACAAUCUAGGAAAAGGACAACUCUUUCUCUGCAGAAAAACCAAUAAGUGACUUCUAGAGAAGUCAUUUACAUUAAAAAGAUUCUAGCAGAAGUCUGCAUGGUUUUUCUUUGCUCGUCCUUUUUGAAGUGUGCAUUGUUUCACACCUUGGAAUGACCUCUGAGCAUAUCAGCUGGGUUUCUUUAGGAGGAUGCUAAUGGAGAGGAGCAACCACCAAAGGGCAUUUGAUACAAAAAGUAAAGCAAGAGCUAGUUUGAAAUAAGACCCUCUGUGAGAUGGUUCAGUAUGAGUGUCAUAUCCUCAGCCUUUCUCUCUCCACAUUUGCUGCUGUUAGCAGUUCAGCUGUCUUAGAGCAGGCACAGCUGCCAUACUCUUCUCAAUUUAUUUUUAAAGCUUAUCAACUUUCCAGUAAGGAGAGCAGAAACUCCAUUUUGUGUCAUUGCUGCAACAUAUUCAAUUUAAAGUAUAAUCUAAAAAGUAGCUAGAGCUCUGGAUGCAUUUUUGCUUCUGUUACUAGCUCUCUUGAGCCUCUUUAAGGAAGGAGGGUGGUGAUAACUGCAGGGUAGGCUUUUGUGGUUUUCUGGACCGCUGGUUUCUCCUGUUAUGGUCCGUGAAUCAAUACAGUAUUCUGUCUUCAGUCUUUGCCUCCAGCACAUCUGUGCCUGUCAGAUACUUUCAUCCAAGGACUUACAGUGAGAAAUCUUGCUCUGGUUUGCCAUGCACAUCUUCCUGUACUGAUAAUGUCUAGUCUCUAUUCAGCACUUUCUUUUCAGUUUUUAAAUACAUAUCUGUGACCAGGACGGGA
Lagopus muta (rock ptarmigan) is the source of this 2859-nucleotide messenger RNA. RefSeq names its product phosducin like 3 (gene PDCL3). The transcript is spliced from 6 exons. The coding region runs from base 103 to 825 and encodes 240 amino acids. Gene Ontology annotation, cellular component: cytoplasm. Lineage: Eukaryota; Metazoa; Chordata; Aves; Galliformes; Phasianidae. The record is from RefSeq and is a predicted model, not a curated record. Gene Ontology annotation, biological process: angiogenesis; positive regulation of gene expression; protein folding.